AUGGUCAACCCAGACGGUUAUAAUGGCCAUGAUAAUGGAGUUCCACCAGAAAACCUCUCAGACCUGUUGCAAGACUUCGCUAUUGACAAUAUUCUGCUCGCGCGUCGUUGUGAGAUUCUUGCUGAGAAGUACGAUUACAGAAUCAAGCUUUCAACCCUGAAAAACUUGAACAAACACUUCAAAAUUGCCUCGGCUCGUCGGCCUCCUCCUGCUCAUAUUGCUCGAUCAUUAAUCGCAAAACAAAUGGCGGAGAAUCCUACUGGCACCAAUGGUCCAAACACCAUUCAGAAGCGUGUGGCUCUUCUUGACGGGGUCCCACUUGCACGUGGUUUUGUCCGAGAUGCAAUGUGCACCCUGGAUCCUGCAGGUCCCAGCCGUCGUUUUCCUGUCAAACGGUCACGCAAGCCACGCACAGCCCUAACCGAUGUUGCCGUCUUUUUACGAAAUACAUCUUGA
Molecule: messenger RNA, 456 nt
Organism: Mycena indigotica
Lineage: Eukaryota; Fungi; Basidiomycota; Agaricomycetes; Agaricales; Mycenaceae
Exons: 4
Coding region: 1-456 (151 amino acids)
Source: RefSeq, a predicted model, not a curated record